UAAGUAAAUCCAGUAAAUUUAAUUCGAAAAUUUAGUUAUCAGUCGAGCAAGGAAACAAAAUUAAAAUCAGGUCAACAACACUCAGCUCGUUCUUUAUCAAGUUUUGCUCGUUUUCUGGAAAAAUAAAAACUAUCCUUCAAGCAUUAUAGAAAGAAGACAGGUAGCUCAGAAGAAAAGAAGAUUUUGGUGUAUUGGUGCGCGGACUGGCUUUUGACGAGGCAGUGGCACAAAGCUUCAUACACAAAUUUCGUUUUCUAAACGUGUACUAAGAAUACCACAAAAUUUUACCAAACUCGAUAAGGAAAUUUGAAUUUUCCAUUAUAUAGUCGUUUUACCUGUAGGAAGAAAUGCACAAAAAAUGUGUUGUUUUUUUUGACAUUGGUACCCAGACACGUUUUACCUUCCGACCAAAUUUCAAAGGCUCUGUGGACACCCUGUGAUAUUGAAGCCAAAAUUCAAAUAAAAAAYGGACAACCUGGUAAUCGCGGUCAAAAAUUCAAAUAUAUUUGUAAUACAAAGUAUCGCUACCUUAUUCACGACUUUCAAUGGCGCGAUAUGUCACGUUCGCCGACCAGAGCACUGGGGACGAAGCACGAAAGCAAGGUCUCAGAGGCAAGCCUCCGUACAGUGCUCUUCGCUGGAGUAUUGCAAGAGURUUUAGUUAUAUAAUUAUAGAUAACAUAUCAAACAAGAUCCACUUGGUGGAACAUACCGUGUCCAGGCUACGCUAAUAUAUACUUUUGCCAGCGUCGCGAUCGAUUUGAUAGAUUUUGCGUGUGAUCUUUUCACAUCAUUUUUUGAAUAUUUUUAUCAUUGCAGCGAAAAUUUAGCAAUCGCAUUGCAUUCACAUUAUCCUCAGAGAAUUUAUAAGAUUAAAGUUUGCAAAGAAAGAAAGAAAAAAAUGUUAGAAGCUGCUCGACUCGAGAACAUUCCCCCUGGGGAUGACAAGCGUGAUGUUGAGGUUCUGAACGGUAAACUAUUGUCAAACGUUUUUUCCAAGAUUGUAGACUAAGACAGAAGGAGAUGGAAAAUUAUUUCCAUAUAUUUAAUACCAUUCUUAUGGUUUCAGUUGACAAAAAAAUGAACAGCCUGUAUGUACCGAAAGAUUGGUGUCCCAAUGAAAGGAUCAAUAAAGUAAUUUUUGAAGGUCUUGGCACGUUAUUCAAACGAGAAUGGGAUGGCCUGUAUGGAAAUAACCAGAGGGAAGACUCCCAAGGUCUUGAUACGAUAUUCAAACAACAAUGGGAUGACCUGUAUGGGAAUGACCAGAGGGAAGAAGCCCACCUUUCUUUUCUUCGUGUAAUUGAGUUGUCACGUUUAGGUAUACCACCGAUAGAAUCAUACCAAUUACCUGAUAUGAAAGAGCAUAUUCGUGAAAGCGUUGAAGUACUAAUUGAUAUUCACCACAGAAGUUCCUUAAACUUUGAAGGACUAUCCCUUGCUGAAUUCCACGACAUCACAGAGACAUGUUUACGAAUGUUUAAAGAUCUUAAAAUCGACACAACUGAGUUACAAAACGUUAUUUUCCAUUUACCAAUAUUUACUGACAAGAAUUCGACGAUGCAGUGGAUGAAUGAUAAUACGGAAGAAUAUCUUAAGAAAAUUAAAGUUAAGCAAAGCCUAUGUUUGGAGCUACCUGUUGUCUCGGCCAACACAAUACAUCGAUCGAAAGAACUUKYUAUGRUUUCGAAKGAAAUUGGAUUGCUAUCAAGUAAAAAGRAAGCAKAWACAUCGAUUGUAAUUCUUCUUGGAAAUCCAUGUUGUGGGAAAACUACUCUAGCAUUACAGUUUUCCCUUGACUUUGUUAGUUCUGAAAUGCAAAGUAGACGACCAAGUUGUGUUGUCUGGAUUAAUGCUUUGACCAUGGAAACACUGCUGGACUCCCUUUUUGGAUGUGGAAGAAGACUCGGAAUUCAAAAAUUAAUUCUAUCAACCAUUUCCCAAUCAGAACAUUUAUCUCAUGAUGAUAAAGUGGCACUAUUAAUGAGUCUAACCUUUGAUGUACUUGASAUGUAUGACUCGUGGUUGAUUGUUUUUGACAAUGUCCAAGACAUACAGUCGUUUCUUACUUKUCUACCAACAGAAGGUGACAACGUUCGUGGUCAUGGCUCUAUAUUAAUUACCACAACCGAUGCAAAUCAGCCAUCGCUUUCCAACACUCGCACUAUUGAUAUUGGGGGAAUGUCAGUAGACGAUGCUAUGAAGCUGCUAUCCCGGGCAGGGGAUCUGAGUGGUGAAAGUUACCAUUCUGCAUUAUCUUUAGCCAGGAUGUUAGAAUUUCAGCCUUUAGCACUGGCAUGUGCAGCUCAUUAUGUUAACUCUACUCGGGAAAAAGAUGACCAUCGAGAUAAAUGGCAAGAGUUCGUAAAGGAAUUUAGUGAUCUAGAAGGAGAAUCGAAGCCCGCACUGCAUAACGCCAUUGAAGUGGCCAUACGUCAUGUAAUCACAAAAUCAGAGAUGGUGCUUGCUUUUCAAUACAUCAUAGCGACACCCCAAAACGAUGCAAUCCAAAAGAAAGAUUUGGUCCAGUUUGUCAAAAGACGCAUGCCUGAAUUCGAUGAGAAUGCAUUGAUUUCUUCCCUUUUGUCAUCUCCUUUUGUUUCUACGAACGAUGACAAUUCGCAAUUCUCCUUCCAUCCCACUGUUCGUGCAGUUUUAGAAGAGGUGGUUCCUACUGAUACCAACGUACCUCAUGAAAUUCUUGCUCGUGGACCCAGAGCUGUGGAAGCCUACAGYAAAGCYUUGAAAGGKGGUAAAGUAUUCGUUUACCGGGGACGUGUAAUGAUCAUUGGCCAGGAYAGAGCUGGUAAAACCUGUCUUCGCAACUCCCUUUGUGGUUUACCAUUCGAGCCAGAAGAACCGAGUACAGUCGGAGUAGAUGCAGCCCUUUACGGUUUAGACGUAGAUCAUGUGAAUGCUAGCGAUUUUCAACGCAAAGACAUGGAGUUACUCAGUCGCGAUAUGUUACCAUUUCUCAUUGCUAAAGAUCUCAAGUCAUCGGAGAAACCAGACGUAGAGCUUGAAGAGCAACCAGUGUCUUUAAUUGGAGGUAUUGAGAACGAUUCCAGUAAUGCAGUAACGGUUAAUACUGAUGAAGUUGGUGAUCCCGACGAGCAUGUAGAGCAAUCGCGUCAACGUGCAUAUGAAGCAAGUGAUAGAGAAGAAACCCCCAAWGAACGAGUGGAGGAGUCAACAUCCCCUCUCGCUGGCGAGGCUGCUGAAGUUCCAGAUGAUGUAGUUCAGUCGAUUAUCGAGUGUCUUCGAAAUGAACGGAUUGAAGAAGCGAUCUCAGACGAAGAAAUCACAAUAAGUAUUUGGGAUUUUGCUGGACAACACUUGUACUACGCAUCMCAUCAAGUGUUUUUGUCCCCAAGAGCAACUUAUAUUCUUGUAUACAAUCUUGCUAAAGAUUUGGAUGCCGAAGCUGAGCCAUGUGUUCGUCAAGGCACAGUGGAUCAUUUGCUAGACAAUCCAAAUAACGAAACCAAUUUGGACGCCAUGUUAUCAUGGCUCAAUUCUGUGCAUACCGUCUGCCAAACUGAAGACAUUGAUGAACAAGAAACACCCCAGGUGAUCAUUGUUGGUACACAUGCUGAUAAACCAUAUGAAGAUGUCAAACAGAUGGAAAAGAAACUCAAGAUUGGGGUUUUGGGUAAAAGCUAUCAGAAACACGUAACAAAGCCUUUUUUUACUGUCAACAAUGUGAAGUCWUCAAAUGAUGAUGGCAUUAAGAAGCUCCAGCAGAAGAUCAGGGAAAUAUUAGACAGGGAUCCCAACAUAGGAAAAGAAGAGCCUUUACGCUGGCUUGUGUUUGAAAAGRCAGCUAAGUCCCUCGUGAGCAAGAACACCUACUUCCUUACUAUUGAAGAAACGAGCAACAUUGCCAAGGAGGUGUGUCUUAUUGAUGAUCCAAAUGAAUUGAACACAAUGCUGGACUUUUAUCAUGAUCUUGGUAUCAUGAUCAGAYAUGGCAGCAUGGUCGUCCUUGAUGCCCAUUGGCUGAUURAAGUUUUCAAGACGCUUAUCACAAUCAGRGACUUCGAURAUAUGGUAGGAAAACUCAUGUGCUUCCUUCCCUCCAAUAAUAUCCAUAUGCAGGGUUUGGUAGUCUCUAGAAAAUCCACUCAGUAUGAUCCUCUGUAUAYGGAUCACUGGCKGGAGAUGGAGGAAAGUGGAAAGCUGAGCAUGCAGCUMACAGAUUAUAUACUUGAAAAAGAGCUUAAAUGCAGUCAGGUCAAAGACGACCUCCUCAAAAUGAUGGAAGACUUCGGCCUGAUAGCCUCUUUCAAUCAGGAAGGAAUGGRRKCAUGUUACUAUGUUCCUUCCCAUUUAAGGUCKUCKCCGAGUGAUGUUYUCGAGCAAACGUCAUCUUGCGCAUGUCCAUUGUACAUCUACUUUCCUGGUGGMUUUAUACCACAUGGCAUACACACCAGGCUARUUUGUGCAUUAAUUUCUUGGGMUAAAGUCGAAGAUGAGCCAACUUUGUAUCGUGAUGCAUCAGAGCAUUUCCUCGACAUGUCUUCCAAAACGGUCCUCACMGUUUUGUGUUUCAGAAGUUCCAUCAAGCUUUUACURCAAUCCCAAUCUACGGACAGGUCCUACAUACACAACAUAGCACAGGAAGUCAGGAAGUUUGUGGAAGAUACUUUGACGGAGCUGAAGCAGUGUACUUGGUACAGAUGCCUGUCAUACAAGAUCUGUAUUWGUUGCCCAUCAUGCGCRAWGAAAUCCUGCUUCCGRCAUGGCCGUACCUUCUGCAGUGAGGAGAAGUGCUUGCACUUAUUGCCCUUAACAAACGAWCGGCCAUUUAUCUGCAAGAAAAGUUGUGGAGAUGAAGCUCGGUGGCCUGAAAUCUCUGGAUGUGAUAUUUGGUGUCCUGAGUUCGUUUAUGAUAGUGAUACAGGUUUACCAAGCUGUGUACCACCUACAGGUUCAUUGGACCUCACCGAUAAUGUUAAGAGAUGGGUCGUUGUUGGUAUCUCACUAAACACAGUGCUKAUUCCCCCUGUCCGUGAAUACCUUGUGCCACUCAUGGAAAAUCACUACGAGAAACUCAAGACCGACCACAAMAUAGAUACCCAAAGCUACCCCAGUCAGUUGAAGAAAGACGGGUCAUCCGAUUUGAACUAUAGAAGUAUCAACAAUAACGACAUUGUCAAAGGAACUGCAAACUACAACUACAAAGUAGCAAAUUACGUUGAUCUGGGGAGACUCUACUUACAGCCAUAUAUGGCGAAAUUUACAGAUUACAACGAGACUUGUGAUGCAUCAGCUGUACUCAAGAUUCUAGUAUCUGCAAGUGUGUUUGCUUCGGUCAAAAUUCCAGCAGAGAAAGUGAAAGAUGACAUCCGAAAUAAAUGGGGACAUUGCAAUAUCGACGAAUGGGAUGAAUCGRUGUUUAAUAGCUGUUUCGUGACUAUGGAGGAAUUGGUGCAUAGUUUGAGUUUGCCUCUGGAUGACAAGCAAAGGAUUUCUGACGAACUUAGCGAAUGGAAAAAUCAAGGUGUUCAACUUCUUAUGGGAGGAAAUUCAAAAUCCGAAAUGAAGUCUCUUUUGGAAGGAGUUGGAGAUCUCUCUAAGAAUUUAGCAGCCCUUAUUGAAAAUGAAGAAAAGCGAAAUCGUGCUGACCAACUGUUAAGUGAUGUGAAAACAGCAAUUGACAAAUCUCUGAAGAACGAACGAAGAAUUGAAUCUCUGGAGAAAAGAGUUUCUGAACUAGAAAUACAGUCACCAAAAUGAAAAAAAAACAAUAACAACUAGAAGUAUUAAGUAAACUGACAAGGUAAAAUGCAUUUAACGACCUCAGUGUCGAGAGAUGGCUGAGCGAUGGAAAUGGCAUAUUUCAGCGCUCUGAGCUCUUGUCAAGAAAAAAAGUAAAUACUGAAAUACUGCAAAAGCAAUAGGCGAUUUGCGCAAUGGCGUACGCUUCUCAUUCUACCAGUUCCAGAUUGUUGUGUCAGCUUUCGUUUGUAAUGUAGUUAGUCCCAGUUGUUUUACUAAGCUGCAAAGGGAUUAAAGUCUGAAUAACAAUAAAAAUAAGCAAAGCAUUCUGGUAGUGGCGUAAAAUGACGGACGCCAUAAUGCAUUUCGCAUCAGUCAUUUGUAUUCUUCAUAGUAAUGGUGGAAAGAGGAUAGAAGAUUCUAAAAAACACUCAAUCUACAAAGACGAUUUCUGCAUAAAAUGUCUUCUUUAUAUAUAUAUAAUAGGCUUUUGCAUGAAACCGUCACACUGGUACAAAAUCCACUGGGAUUUCAAAACAAAGAAAAGUCAAACUUGACGGGGGAAGUUCCUUUUGGUUUUGAGGUUGUUUACAUUCUUUUGACAUCCACUAUGGCGGAUUUUGUACCAUGUGACCGUUCUAUACUGAACCAGAAACACAGUAUCCAUUUAUUGUUUGUUUAUCACUCAUGCAAAUUCAGGGAUGGCCCAUCGGCUAUACAUCAAAAUUUUAUUUGUACCCAAUCCGAAUGUAACAAAUCGCAAUGAUGUUCUUUAUUCUUCUAUGUUCGGGAGGUUAACYAAYGKCUUUCGCCACACUUCUCAGAGACCGAAUCUCGACAGUUCAAUCUCGACAGUUCAAACCAGCCCCAAAAAUCCCUCUCUCUCAAGCACGACCAUGCCUUUUAUCCCGAAACCUAGCCUCUCCCACGGGACAAUCACACACAAAAACAUUCACGAGAAUACAACACAAACACAUAUCAAAUCGCCCAGUCUACACGAAUAAAAAGGAUAUCCUGUUCAGGCGUGGCCAAGACAAGUGCAUUGGAAGUAGGUGUGUACAACUUUACAUAUAUCAUUGAUCUUGUUUCAUCAACCAUUAAGUUUUUUUAUUACCAAGAUUUCUGGCCUUAGGCCCAUCAUCAGGGUUAAUGGAGUCAACACUACAAACGUUACAAUUCCACGCACGAUAUGGCGUAAACAAACAUGACUUGACAUAUGUCAAAUUUUCCAGGUGAAAUAUUUCCAAUUCAAAUGGACCAUGACAUAUAUAGAGAGCGAUUUCAAAUAAAGCAUGGUAAUGAAUACAAAAUGUACGCAAACCAUGGUUUCAUUGCAGACUUUGUAUAGGUUGACAAGCCAGUUUGAUUCACUUGUACUAACAUUUGUAAGACUGCGAAGACAAAUGUGGGAUUGCUAUAGAAAUUGAGUAAAUCUAACAAAAAUUGCUGUGCUAAGUAAACAAAAAAGGAAAGCCAUGCAUUAAUUAAUUCACUUAAAAUUACAAAGAACUAAGUAGGUAGGCCAUGUGUWACAAAGGGGAACAAACCGUUUUGAAAUUAUACAAGUGUAUUUUGCUCAUUUGAAUUUUACUCAUCAUUUAUAAUCGCGAGUGUGGAAUCGCUCUAUUGUAAUGACUAUAGUCAGUGAAUAGUGAAUAAAGAUACUUUUACUCUC
Exaiptasia diaphana is the source of this 7396-nucleotide messenger RNA. RefSeq lists its product as uncharacterized. The transcript is spliced from 9 exons. Bases 1024 to 5739 code for a protein of 1571 amino acids. NCBI's taxonomy places the organism in Eukaryota, Metazoa, Cnidaria, Anthozoa, Actiniaria, Aiptasiidae. The record is from RefSeq and is a predicted model, not a curated record.